UCGAUGAUGUCGCGAUAACUUCCUUCAUCUGAGGUCUGAAUGCAGAAAUGUGGAAUAAUAAUAUUCACAGCCUCGCAGCCGCACAAGCAAAAAACAACCCAUUCGUAAUCGUUCAGUCUGAGUGUCGCCCACUGUAGUGCGCAUGCGUUUGAGGGUGCCAUGAAGGUAAAGGUGAUCUCCAUCCUUGAGGACAACUACAUGUACCUGGUGAUUGAGGAGCAGAGUAAACAGGCUGUAGCUGUGGACCCUGCUGUACCACACCGGCUGCUUGAAAUAGUGAAGAGAGAGGGCUUGUCUCUGACGGCUGUUCUCACCACACACCAUCACUGGGACCAUGCUCGGGGGAAUGAAGCCCUGGUGAAGGAGGUCCCGGGGCUGAGGGUGUACGGAGGAGACGAUCGGAUCGGGGGUCUGACGGAUAAAGUCACCAACGCUCAGGAACUCAAGUUUAACUCCAUCAAUGUGAGGUGCCUGUUUACUCCCUGCCAUACCUCUGGUCACAUGUGCUACUUUGUUUGGGAGGAUGAGUGCACUGACGCCCCUGCUGUGUUCACAGGGGAUACGUUGUUUAUUGCUGGAUGCGGGCGGUUUCUUGAGGGUACAGCAGAACAGAUGUACCACAAUCUCACCCAGGUGCUGGGCUCCCUACCUCAAGACACGAAGGUGUUCUGUGGACACGAGUACACCAUUAAGAACCUGAAGUUUGCCAUGCUGGUGGAGCCAGAGAAUGAAAAGGUUAAAGAGAUGCUGAGCUGGGCCAGGGCCAGAGAUGAUGAUGACAAACCCACAGUGCCAUCUACCCUAAUCGAGGAGUUUGAAUACAACCCAUUUCUUCGCCUCUCGGAGGAAGGAGUACAGAAGUUCACAGGGAAGACGGAUCCUAUAGAGGUGCUGAGGGUCCUGCGGAAGGAGAAGGACAAAUUUAAGAAGCCCAAGGAGAGACCUUCUCCCCACGCCAUGUUGGCUUUGGAAUGGGGGCUUCUCAGACCCUGAGAUCCAGUUUCAGUUUAGACAUACUCAACCUUGAAUGACUGAAUGGAAGACAUGAGACUGUAGAGUGUGGUGUUUGUUGCUUCAACACGUUUGACCAGUUUAUGCCCCUGUUGACCCCCCAUGGGCAUGUGUGUUGUUUUAAGUAAUCAUAAAACAAUGUCUGCACAAAAAGGCCAGUAUAAAGCUGCUUUCAUUAAAUGUUCCAUUAUGCAUCAACUGCACCAGGUAAUGUCUACUAAUGCUAAUUCCCUUUGAAAAAACUGCUGAAAUGUAACUGUGUUUUCUGUAUUUGUUGCUGGUUUUGGGAGAAAAUAAGCUAAAUUUCUUCAUGAUUAUCUUUAUUAGACUGGUGUUCAUGUAAACUCUCAUUUAAACUUUUUACCCAUUUCAGUUUUGACAUACUGUAUAUAUUUUACAAGUCUUGCUUACUUUUGCAGUUGAACGCUACACAAUGUACACAAAUAUAAUUUAAGUAUUAUGUAUUUAUGUAUCUGUACUUCAGACUGCAUCUUAUACCCAGUAUUUCUGAAUAGGAGUUUGAUGUAACUAGGAUGGUAAACUGCUGCUUUUCAUCUCAAAGUUUACAUCCUUCUAAGUGUACAUCAGAGUCAAGAUUAUUCAAUAAAACACAUCAGUCUGA
Molecule: messenger RNA, 1633 nt
Organism: Dicentrarchus labrax (European seabass)
Lineage: Eukaryota; Metazoa; Chordata; Actinopteri; Moronidae
Product: hydroxyacylglutathione hydrolase-like protein
Exons: 9
Coding region: 160-993 (277 amino acids)
Molecular function (GO): hydroxyacylglutathione hydrolase activity
Source: RefSeq, a predicted model, not a curated record